AUGCGGGCCUCGGCCUCCGCCUCUCUGAGGAGCGCACUGCGCCUCUGCGCCGCCGGCCACCCGCGGGCAUUCGUGCAAGGGAUCGUGUCGCGAGUGCUCGCGGCGCCAUCCGAGCCAUCCUCCGGCGUGAUCGAGGCCCUCAACGGGGCGAUCAAGGCAGCGUUUGGGACGGACGCCAUGGCGCACAUGGCAAGGGCGCUGUGCGGGGGUGCUGGGAGAGGCGCGUGGGGCGCCGGGCACUUGGCGCUCGUGCAGACGGGGCUGGACGCGGGGAUGUCGAUGGGGCCGGAGUUGGCGGAGGGGAUGGUGGGGGCGCUGGGAGAAGCCGCGCGGGAGCAGGGCGGCAACGUCAAGUUCGCCAAAGUGGUCCUGACGCUCGUGCAGAAGCACGGUCCUCUGCUGGUGGGUCGCAAGGAGGCCCUAAGGGCGAUCGCCGGCUGCACGAAGAAUUUCCUUUCCAAGGCGCUUUGCGCAAAAGUGGAGGCGCUGGGCUAG
Molecule: messenger RNA, 495 nt
Organism: Ostreobium quekettii
Lineage: Eukaryota; Viridiplantae; Chlorophyta; Ulvophyceae; Bryopsidales; Ostreobiaceae
Source: the annotation of a GenBank genome assembly